CUGAACUUACAAAAUCAACCUGCCCCCUUGCCUGCCUUAAAAGAGUUUUAUUAUUCUCAUCACUCUCACUUUCAAAUAAAUAUAAAAGACAAUGACGCCGGAAUCUUCAGAGGCGGAGCGAUGGUGCGUCGUCACCGGUGGCAGAGGAUUCGCGGCUAGACAUCUCGUCGAAAUGCUUGUACGCUACGAGAUGUUCCUUGUCCGAAUCGCCGAUUUGGCCCCGGCGAUUCAGCUCGAUCCCCAGGAACAGAGCGGAGUCCUCGGCGAAGCAAUGAGAUCCGGCCGUGUUCAAUACGUAUCAGCUGAUCUCCGCGAUAAAUCUCAAGUCGUCAAAGCUUUUCAGGGAGCGGAGGUGGUCUUCCACAUGGCAGCUCCGGAUUCGUCUAUCAAUAAUCACCAGCUUCAUUACUCGGUUAAUGUUCAAGGAACGAAGAAUGUAAUUGAUGCUUGUGUCAAUGGUGGAGUUAAAAGGCUUAUCUACACGAGCUCUCCUAGCGUCGUCUUUGAUGGUGUUCAUGGUAUUUUGAAUGGUAGUGAAUCCUUGCCUUACCCAUCCAAGCACAACGAUUCUUAUUCAACAACUAAAGCUGAAGGAGAAGCGUUGAUCAUGGAUGCGAAUGGCACUAAUGGACUACUCACUUGCUGCAUACGUCCCAGCAGCAUUUUUGGUCCCGGUGAUAGAUUGUUGGUUCCCUCACUUGUUGCUGCUGCUCGCGCUGGAAAAUCUAAGUUUAUCAUAGGUGACGGGAAUAAUCUCUACGAUUUCACUUACGUUGAAAAUGUUGCUCAUGCCCAUGUUUGUGCUGAGCGUGCUCUAGCUUCAGGAGGAGAUGUUUCUACAAAAGCUUCAGGGCAGGCAUAUUUCAUUACCAACAUGGAACCAAUUAAAUUUUGGGAAUUUAUGUCGCAGCUUCUUGAAGGACUUGGCUAUGAGAGGCCAAGCAUAAAAAUCCCUGCGUUUGUCAUGAUGCCGAUUGCAUAUGUGGUUGAACUAAUAUAUAAAUUGUUGGGACCAUAUGGGAUGAAAGUACCACAACUAACGCCUUCAAGAGUUAGGCUGCUCUCGUGCAGCAGAACUUUUGAUUGCACAAAAGCAAAGGAUCGGCUAGGCUAUGCUCCUGUUGUACCACUUCAGGAAGGUAUACGGAGGACUAUAGAUUCAUUUUCUCAUCUUACAGCUGGAAGUCAAUCCAAAAGAGAGAGCCUAUCCAAGGCGUCUAGGAUCCUUGGAGGUGGAAAGGUUGCUGAUACACUGCUUUGGAAGGAUUUAAAGCAGACUCUCACUGCCGUACUCAUUCUUUUUAGUAUCUAUUAUAACUUCGUUGCAACUGGAUCUACCAUCAUAACUGCUCUUUCGAAGGCUCUACUUGUAUCAUCUGUAUUUUUGUUCCUCCAUGGCAUUCUACCAGAAAAAAUAUUUGGCUAUACAAUUGAAAAGAUUCCUGCAUCCAAGUUUCACCUAUCGAAAGACACGUCACAUCACCUCUCAUUGUCAAUGGUAACCUCAUGGAACACAACUGUUAAAGCUCUAAAAUCUCUUUGCCAGGGGAAUGAUUGGAGCUUCUUUCUCAAGGUUGUCUUCGUUUUGUUAAUAAUGAGUUUUGCUGGAGCCGUAUCUCUUCAUAGCAUAUUUGUUAUAGUGUUGUUGUUGUUCUGUUCGACAGGACUUCCCAUUGCCUUCAUUGCUUUUCUCGUGUACGAAAAGAAAGAGCAAGAGAUCGACUCUGUAAUGUUGGGUUUUAAAUCACUCGCAUGCAAGCGGAAAAACGAGGUGUGUGAGAAACUGUUUGGAAGCAAGAAAUAUGACUAAGAAUCCUUUUUUCUGUGCCAAGAAUUUGUACUAUUCUUUUGUUUUCAACAACUUUAACUCCGGUUUGAAAAUUUAUUUCAUGCAUUUGUUGCUCC
Molecule: messenger RNA, 1905 nt
Organism: Raphanus sativus (radish)
Lineage: Eukaryota; Viridiplantae; Streptophyta; Magnoliopsida; Brassicales; Brassicaceae
Product: 3beta-hydroxysteroid-dehydrogenase/decarboxylase
Exons: 12
Coding region: 92-1810 (572 amino acids)
Biological process (GO): steroid biosynthetic process
Molecular function (GO): 3-beta-hydroxy-Delta5-steroid dehydrogenase (NAD+) activity
Source: RefSeq, a predicted model, not a curated record